Aedes albopictus (Asian tiger mosquito) is the source of this 2004-nucleotide messenger RNA. RefSeq lists its product as uncharacterized. The record is from RefSeq and is a predicted model, not a curated record. Bases 1 to 2004 code for a protein of 667 amino acids. Gene Ontology annotation, molecular function: nucleic acid binding. The transcript has a single exon. Gene Ontology annotation, biological process: DNA integration. NCBI's taxonomy places the organism in Eukaryota, Metazoa, Arthropoda, Insecta, Diptera, Culicidae.
AUGAUAAGCGUUCUUCAAACGGAGAUCAUGAUCGACAUUACCCGGCUGUACUUCUGGACCGAUUCGAAGAUCUGUUUGUGUUGGUUGAAGUCGGAUCAGAAGCUGACGGCCUAUGUCGGCGCUCGCGUAAUGAAGAUUAAGGAGAAUGGUCACGGAGUGCAGUUCUGGCACUGGGUUCCGUCGCAGCUCAACGUGGCGGAUUUGGCAACGAAGUGCUCGAAGAUUGGCAGCAUGCAGGAAUGGCUGCGUGGCCCAGACUUCCUCUACCGGGAUAGCUCUACCUGGCCGGUCGACGAACCGUUGGAAAUGUCCUCCGCAGAGUUCGCGAGCUUCCACUCCGAAAUAGCUGUCAAAGAUGUUGCCGGACCGCUGUGCUGUGCGGCGUUCAAAGAAAAGUUGAUCGAUCUACCCGACAUUUCCAGGUUCUCGGAUUUCAACCGGCUGAUCAGGUCAACUGCGUACUACCUGAAAAUGAGAAAACUGUUAGUUUUGCCAAAACGAGAAAAGCCUGAUCGGUUGACGAUCAAUGUUCGUGACAUGGAUGAAGCAAGAAAAGCGUGGUACAGGAAGGUACAAUCGGAGACCUUCGAAUCCGAGCUGCGUAGCUUGAAGACGUCAGGUUAUGUGAAGAGUAGCAGUCGCCUUAAAACUUUUUCGCCGUUUCUCCAUGAGGGAAUCAUCCGGAUGCGCGGUCGCGUCCAAAACGAUAGCAAGCCGUUCGAAGUGAACAAUCCAGUGAUUCUGCCAGACGGACACCCGUUCUGUACACUGCUGAUCCGGAUGUACCACAUAGCCAACGCACAUCAAGGUCUGGAAACCGUCAUCAAUAAUGUAAAGGAACGCUACCGUAUUCUGAAGAUCCGCUCGCAGGUGAAGAAGUACACGAUGUCAUGUGUGAAGUGCCGAGAACUGCGAGCCAAGCCAACCGUUCCACAGAUGGGAAAUCUGCCGCCGGAGCGGACUACCCCGUUCGUAUAUUCUUUCACCUGUACUGGCAUCGACUACUUUGGCCCGCUAUUUGUGAAAGUCGGCCGGCGUGUUGAGAAAAGGUGGGUUGUUUUGUUCACCUGCAUGACGUCAAGAGCGAUACAUUUGGAGGUAGUGCCAUCGCUCGAUACAAACAGCUGCAUAAUGGCAAUACGCUGUUUCAUGGCUAUCCGUGGACUGCCGCAGUGCAUCAUGACCGACAAUGGGACGAACUUUACCGGUGCCGAUCAAGAACUGAAAUCACUCGUGAAGUCACUGGACCAGCCGCAGAUCGAGGAGACGCUGAGCGUAAGAGGUGUGCUGUGGAAGUUUAUACCACCUGGUGCUCCACACUUUGGAGGGUGCUGGGAGCGAUUGGUCCGUUCCGUUAAAGCGGCACUUGGUGCGAUGCUACGGGACCGACACCCUACCGACUUGGUGCUACGGACAGCGUUGUGUGAGGCGAUGAACACCGUCAACAACCGACCAUUGACGCACGUUGCAGAUGAUCCCCAGGAUCCAGAACCGUUAACACCCAACAUGCUGUUGCUCGGACGGAACAACGUGAUCCAAUUCGACCACGAUUUCGAUGAACGAGACCUGGAUUGUCGUGCCGCCUACAAACAUUCACAGGUCUAUGCGGAUCGUUUCUGGCGCAGGUGGGUAGCAGCUUAUCGUCCGGAACUGAUUCGGAGUCGCAAAUGGCCGGAUAACAGGAAGUACCAUGAGUACAGAGUUGGCGACUUGGUGAUGAUUGUGGACGAACAUUUGCAUCGAGGUAGCUGGCCAAAGGGUAUAGUAGAGAAGGUCUACCGUGGUCCGGAUGACAAAAUAAGGACGGUGCGGAUACGAACGUCGAAAUCAACGUACAAGAGGCCGGUCACUAAAAUAGUAUUGCUGCAACCCAUCAGCUCGCUUUCUGGCCCGGAGAAUGUUGCGAACAUUAGACGCGACACAAACAUUUUUGCUCGGGCACUGCCGACCCCCGUCGUCGGCCCAACCGUCGCGACUACGCGAACGGGUUGCCUUAGCAACUAA